Molecule: messenger RNA, 1414 nt
Organism: Cynara cardunculus var. scolymus (artichoke)
Lineage: Eukaryota; Viridiplantae; Streptophyta; Magnoliopsida; Asterales; Asteraceae
Product: protein TAB2 homolog, chloroplastic
Exons: 5
Coding region: 57-980 (307 amino acids)
Molecular function (GO): RNA binding
Source: RefSeq, a predicted model, not a curated record
AACUCCCAUUUCCAGAUGAACUCGCUGCACAAUUAAUCACUCGACCAUUUUCGUCCAUGACUGGUCUCGGCAUUGGGAUUGCUAGUCUCAGCAUUAACACCACAAGAAUCAGACACCCAAACAUCCAGUUUUCUGAGCUCACACCAAAACCCAUCAAAAUCCCAUUUCACUCAUCUCUUUUCCUCACAAAGUUACCAACUAACGAGCCUAAAACCCUCACUCUUCGACCCAGUUCUGUUUCCGAGAGCUCAGUAUCAUCAUCAAUAGGAGCCGAAUCCCUCGAUGAUGUUGAUGAUGACCCAACUGCAGAAUUGAGUUAUCUCGACCCCGAAACUGAUCCAGAGAGCAUUACAGAAUGGGAAUUGGAUUUUUGUUCUAGACCUAUUCUUGAUAUUAGAGGGAAGAAGAUUUGGGAGCUUGUAGCUUGUGAUAGCUCUUUGUCCCUCCAGUAUACCAAGUACUUCCCUAACAAUGUUAUUAACAGUGUUACUUUGAAGGAUGCAAUUGUGUCCAUUUGUGAUGAAUUGGAUGUGCCUUUACCUGAUAAAGUUAGAUUCUUCAGGUCACAAAUGCAGACAAUCAUUACUAAAGCAUGCAAAGAGCUUGGUAUAAAACCGAUUCCUAGCAAACGGUGUUUGUCUCUCCUUCUCUGGCUGGGAGAACGGUAUGAAACAGUAUAUACACGACAUCCUGGUUUCCAGAAAGGAUCCAAGCCUCUCCUUGCACUUGAUAACCCGUUCCCAAUGGAUCUUCCUGAUAGUUUGUAUGGGGAAAAAUGGGCUUUUGUUCAGUUGCCUUUUUCAGACGUUAAAAGGGAGCUAUUAUCACAAGAAAAAUCAUUUGCCUUCGGUGCAACUUUGGAUUUGGAUCUAUUGGGGAUCGAAAUGGAUGACGAGACGUUGAUUCCUGGACUGGCUGUGGCAUCUUCACGUGCUAGGCCAUUGGCAGGUGUGUACAUAAUUCACAGCAAGCUUGGAUGAACGGGUUAGAAGUCUGUUCGGUUGAAGCUGACUUAGCUCGUGCUAACCUGGUUCUAUCUGUCGGGAUUUCCACCUGUUAUGUUUAUGCCUCGUAUAAGAAAUCAUCGGUGACUACAUCCGAGGCUGAAGCUUGGGAAGCAGCAAAGAAGGCCAGCGGAGGUUUGCAUUUCUUAGCAAUCCAAGAUACAUUGGAUUCGGAUAAUUGCGUCGGGUUUUGGCUGUUAUUGGACUUGCCGCCAUCACCUGUUUAAGUAAAAUUCGGGUAUAUAUGUGGUUGUAUAUUGAUGUUACCACAAGGGGUCGAAAAUGGUCGACUUUGAAUCAGAUCAUGUGUUGUACUUGGGCACUUUUAUCAUCACAUAGCAUUAGUAUGAUCCAAUAUUUUCUUAAUACAAUGACAUAUUCCAAAUUUCCAAUCAAUCACUUGGAGUCAA